Camarhynchus parvulus is the source of this 3984-nucleotide messenger RNA. It is a transcript of the gene PDE7A, whose product is annotated as phosphodiesterase 7A. The record is from RefSeq and is a predicted model, not a curated record. NCBI's taxonomy places the organism in Eukaryota, Metazoa, Chordata, Aves, Passeriformes, Thraupidae. The coding region runs from base 1651 to 2973 and encodes 440 amino acids. The transcript has 12 exons. Gene Ontology annotation, molecular function: 3',5'-cyclic-AMP phosphodiesterase activity.
CGUUGUACAUUCGUAUGCUAGCUGGUGAACUCAUUCACACAGCUGUAGCUAUGCCUGAUUACCCAGAUAAAUAUGAGUGAAAGGUAAUGAAAGUCGAAUUUUCCUCCGUGCACACUGUUACUUUCAUAUACAGCUACUAAUGCAUUUGCCCCCUCUCUUCCAAAGUUUCCUUUCUUUUUCAUUUUUAUUAAUUUAUUUUGUAAAUAAAAUUCACCAGUUGCUUGUGCCUAACAGAAGAGUUCUACAAUUUGCUGCCUCUGUAUUGCCUGGAAGGAAACAAGUCUCUUGCACUCUGCUCAAAUGAAUGCUUGAAGCCUUUAUAAGUAAUGUAUUGUAAGUGGUCUGAAAAUUAAUACUUGGAGAUAGUAAUUGGGUUGCUUUCCCUUGCAGCUCAGUUAUGGUUUUCAGUUAAAAAAAAAAAGAUUAAUUACUGAAGGGCACAUGUAUUUACUGUAUUUUUACUGAUGUGUAAACUUUAGGGGAGCCCUGGGCCUACUUACCUUUUUGUGGUCCUUCCAGCAUGCCUCACAAGAUAACAUUCAUGCAUCACUGUAGAUGUGUCAGUGUUUAUAGAUAUGUAUCUCUAGAAAGAUACCUGUUAGGUAUUUAAAAACAUAUUUACUGAAGUGUAAGUCAGUACCUUUAGCUAUUUUCUGAUAAGUUGACUGAUUCAGCGUUACACAUUGCAGGUUAGAAAAGAAAAAAAGGAAAAAAAAUGCUCUCAAGAUGCCUAUGACUUGAUGAAAAAUAAAUAGCUGUAUUUUUAUUUAGUUCUUAUGGACUCAAUCAUAGUGCUUUUUGUUAAUUACUUAUUUUGGUUUCAUAUGGGAAGUGCUGUGUUUGAAGUGACGCGAAUACAACACUUGAUAGAUUUUCAUAAUUAGAAACUACAACAUUUGCACAUCUUAAAUUUAUCUUUGUUAGGGUUUGAGGAGGGAAACAGUAUUGCAUUUGAUUCUCAAAAGAUUUUUCCAAAUUUGUAAUUGCUAAGGGAUUUUAAGUGAAAGCUUUUAAUGCAGGUGAACUGCUUAUAUUAAUACAUACAACUAUCUAACGAAAGAAUACUGAUCAGCUUUCAGUUGGUAAAAUGCAUAAGUAGAAAUCAAGUAGCAUGCUAAAAGAUUCAGGUUGAAGCUAAUUACAGUGCAAAAUAGUUUGAUCAAAUUUUAAUACUGAGUUUUGGUAUUUUAAUAGGCUCUUGUGUAAUAUUCAAACAGCUGAGCGCAAGUAAGUAAAUGCUAGUGGGAAAAUAUUAUAUAAUAUAAAACCAUAUUGUAACUAGCUUCUUUGCUAAAAGCUACCAUUUCUAGAAAUGGAAUCUUUUUUGUAUUCUACGAAGUGUUAUUGUUGUAUGUGUGUUACUGAGGAACAAAUCAACUUUAAAUGUUCUUGUUUUCUGUCAUAUUAAGGUGCAUUUUUACCAUACUGGUGUAGCAAGCUCUUCCUAAUUUCAUCUGAAUGCUUAUCACAUGCUUCUGGCAACGUAUGCUUAGGCAGGAGAGAUUUUGGCAAGAAAGCAUGUGAUUGCAUGUUUAACAAGUCUUCAAACUUUGUUUUGAAUUUCACCUUUAAAACAAAAAGCAUUGAAGUAGGCCUAUUGUUUGAAUUACUCUCCUCCAUUAAGAACAUGAAUCUUUACCCCUCCAGGCUAUGUUCAUUUGCAUUUUAUCUCUGCCACUCUUCCACACUUUUAUUUCACUCUUGACCCUGUUUCUAGGAGAUGUGCGAGUAAGAAGUCGGGCAGGAUUUGAAACAGAGAGAAGAGGUUCUCAUCCAUACAUUGAUUUCCGUAUUUUUCACUCAAAUUCUGAAAUCGAGGUCUCUGUGUCUGCAAGAAAUGUGAGAAGGUUGCUUAGUUUCCAGCGAUACCUGAGAUCUUCCCGUUUUUUCCGUGGUAUCACUGUUCCAAAUUCUUCAAACAUUUUAGAUGAUGAUUAUAAUGGACAAGCAAAGUGUAUGCUCGAGAAGGUUGGAAAUUGGAAUUUUGACAUUUUUCUUUUUGAUAGACUGACAAAUGGAAACAGUCUAGUCAGCUUAACCUUUCAUCUGUUUAAUCUACAUGGACUAAUUGAACACUUCCAAUUAGAUACGAUGAAACUUCGUAGAUUUUUGGUUAUGGUUCAAGAAGAUUAUCACAGUCAAAAUCCUUAUCAUAAUGCAGUUCAUGCUGCUGAUGUGACUCAGGCCAUGCACUGUUACUUAAAAGAGCCCAAGCUUUCUGAGUCUUUAACUCCGUGGGAUGUCCUGCUUAGUUUAAUAGCAGCUGCCACACAUGAUUUGGAUCACCCAGGCGUUAACCAACCUUUCCUAAUUAAAACAAAUCAUUAUUUAGCGACUUUAUAUAAGAAUACCUCAGUAUUAGAGAACCAUCACUGGAGAUCGGCAGUGGGGUUGCUGAGAGAAUCUGGUUUAUUUGCACAUAUGUCAUUAGAAAACAGGCAGCUGAUGGAGAGCCAGAUAGGUGAUCUCAUUCUUGCCACAGACAUCAGCCAACAAAACGAGUACCUGUCCAUGUUCCGAUCCCAUUUGGAUAGAGGAGAUCUAUGUUUAGAGAAUGCAAACCAUCGUCACUUCAUCUUACAGAUGGCUUUGAAGUGCGCAGAUAUUUGUAACCCCUGUCGGACAUGGGAGCUGAGCAAGCAGUGGAGUGAGAAAGUAACAGAGGAGUUCUUCCAUCAAGGUGAUAUUGAAAAAAAAUAUCACUUGGGUGUGAGUCCACUUUGUGACCGACAGACAGAAACUAUUGCCAACAUCCAGAUUGGCUUUAUGACUUACUUAGUGGAACCACUGUUUGGGGAAUGGGCCCGGUUUUCCAACACGAGGCUGUCUCAGACAAUGCUUGGCCACCUGGGACUGAACAAGGCAAGCUGGAAGGGAGUGCAGAGGGAACAGUUGGGCAGCGGUGACGAUGUUGACCCCACUUUUGAGGAAAUGGACUCAGACAUUUUACCUCAGGAACCUCGAUUGUCCUGACCUCAAUCUCCAUGACAAAACUGCCUCUUCCCUCAGUAUCCGCACGGUUGGAUUCAAGGAGACACAUGCCAGCCCUAGGUUUUGGUAGAAUGGUAAAAUGAUGCCAGCAUUAUUUAUUUCCAAGUUUUCCUUUGACACAGACCAUUUGACCCAGAAUUUUUUUAAGCCGCCAGACCUGAACAUAGAGCAAUAUGCACCCGCCUCAGUUGGUUGUCGUUCGGAACCUCGAAUAUGCAAAGCACAGCAGCAACCGAGCCUCGGAGCAACGGGACGGAAGCGUCGCCGUGCCCCCUGGCUUGGGUUUUCUCAUGAUAUUUGGAAUACGGUCUUCAAAUCUAAGACUUGACAUGGAUUGUUCCACUCCCUUGGAAUUUAGCAAGACUUGCAUAAAUGUGUUCAAAGCAUACCUUCCACUCAGUCCCUGUUUUAAUACGGAAAUGUGAAGUGCCCAUCCUCUGCUGCCUCUGGCAAGACUCGAUGUUUACAAAUGUACUCUGAAACUGUCGGUUCUAGACUUAACCUUUGCGCAUGGCUGUGAAGGAACCACUAACUUGGGUUUUUUGCUUUUUUAAAAGAAAAAGAUCAAAUUUGAGACUGCAGCUCUUGUUUCUUUGGAUGCCAGAAAAGCCUCCCAUUUGCCAUAAUUUUGUUUGUGCACUGGGAACUGAGCAUUCAUCAUAGAGCACAGCCAAGCUUUACUCCAGUGCUGUAUGGGAAUGCAAUUUUUUAACAGCGAAAAAACACUUCUGAAUCUGGGAAGGGAAGGGGUGGGGGGGAAGCGUCCGAACUGCAUUGCGAUUCUGCAGUGGGAACAUCGCAUGUUGUUCUCACUAUUGUACACUUGAACUGCACAUGCAAGAAAAAGGUGGAAUGUCUAAACACCAUAAUCAGCUCAGGGUAUUUGCCAAUCUGAAAUAAAGUGGGAUGGGAAGCGUGUCCUUCAGAACAAGGGUACAAAUGCCCCUUUCGCUGCAGCGUGUGUGUAUGUGUGGGUGUGUGAGUACGUUUGGG